Molecule: messenger RNA, 2429 nt
Organism: Ogataea polymorpha
Lineage: Eukaryota; Fungi; Ascomycota; Pichiomycetes; Pichiales; Pichiaceae
Exons: 1
Coding region: 1-798 (265 amino acids)
Biological process (GO): tRNA modification
Molecular function (GO): tRNA guanylyltransferase activity; magnesium ion binding
Source: RefSeq, a predicted model, not a curated record
AUGGCUAAAUCACGAUACGAGUACGUUAAGAACUUCGAAAGGGAAUCCAUACUCCUCCCCGAAACCUACAUAGUGAUCCGUGUAGAUGGAAGAGGGUUUCAUAAGUUUUCAUCCAAAUAUGAUUUCGAGAAACCAAAUGAUCUAUGCGCUCUCGAGGUAAUGAAUUCAGCAGCGCUGAAACUAAUGGAAACCAUCCCUAAUAUUAUCAUGGCUUAUGGGGACUCCGACGAGUACUCAUUUUUGUUACAAAAACGAUGCGACUUGUUUGAAAGAAGAGAAUUCAAGCUUAUCUCGACGUUUGCAUCUACGAUUACUGCAUAUUACCAAUACUACUGGAACCAGUCAUUUCCUGCGAAACCACUUCAGCCUGACCGGCUUCCGACUUUUGACGCACGAACAGUUUGCUACCCAACCAAAGAGUUGGUGAAAGAUUACUUCAGAUGGAGACAAGUUGAUUGUCAUAUUAAUAAUUUGUACAAUACUACAUUCUGGUCUCUCGUCAAAAGCGGUUUAACGACUCAAGAAGCAGAAAAUAGGCUUAUUGGAACAUUGAGUUCAGACAAGCAUGAGAUCUUGUUCAAAGAAUUUGGCAUUAAUUACAACAAUGAGCCAGAAAUUUACAAAAAAGGCACCAUCCUUGUAAGGGAGCUGGACUUCGAAAGCGAUGUAAACACAGACCUGUCCAAAAGACAAGCACAAAGAUUAGAAAAGAAACUCAAAAAAUCAGAAAUCAAGAAACUUCAUUGCGACAUAAUCAAAGACGAAUUCUGGGAUUGCAGGCCUUGGCUUUUCAGUUGAACUUUUCCGUCAAACUUUUGCUUCUAGGCCGAAGAUCUGGCUCAUUAGCCUCCUGUUAAUUUUACCCGUUGGAGAUUUGGGCAAUUCCUGAACAAUAUAGAUUUUUUGUGGCAGCUUGAAGCUUGCCAAUCUAUCUUGGAGCCAGGAUGUCAGUUCGGACUCUGUCAAAGAGGCCCCGUUCUUGCAAACUAUGCCGCAUCCUAUAUUUUCUCCAUACUUCUUGUCGGGAUAUCCAAAGGAGACACACUCCUUCACCUUCUCAUGCGAGCUCACCACUGAAUCGAUUUCAACAGGUGAGAUUUUUUCUCCACCCUUAUUGAUAAUCUCUUUUAUUCUACCCUUGAGGACUAAUCGUCCUUCAUUAUCAAACAUUCCCAGAUCACCCGUCUUGAAAAAACGCUUUCCCUGGAAAUUGAAAAACGACUCUUUGUUUGCAGUCUCAUUUUGCAAAUACCCUAAUGUAACAUUGGGUCCGGAUAUUGCUAUUUGCCCAACUUGACACUUGUUCAGAGUUGCCUGAUUCUCGUCAAUGAUGAUGACUUCCACAGAUCCCUGAGGAAUGCCAACCGUACCAGCUUUCCUGGAUAUCUUACCGUGAAAGGGUAUGUUAUUUGAGGUGACUUGGUGUGAUGCUUCGGUCAUGCCGUAGGCUUCCACCACCGGGCAUCCAAAAUUUGACUCAAGCUUAGUGAAGACGGUUGGUGGUAACGAGGACGAACAAGACCUAAUGAACCGCAGCUUUCCUUUGAGUUCCUUGGGGAGACGGCGGUUCAAGAGGAUAAUAUGGAUAGUUGGGACGGCCGAGUACCAACUGAAAUUCCAUUCUCUGAGAUGCGGGUAAAACAUAGACGCUGAAAACCUGUUCGGGACGACAACUGAGCCUUGUGAUGCGAGGGAUGCCAACAGAACCUGGAGUCCGUGGAUGUGGAAUAAAGGCAUAAUAACAUAAUUCCUGUCACGGCUUCUUAGUUUGUAUGAUUUAAUGAUAUUUAUCAUCGAACUAGUGAGAUUGGAAUUAGUCAAGGGAACCUUUUUUGCUUUCCCUGUAGUUCCACUGGUGAACAGUAUCAAUGCAAUGUCCGAGUUUUUGGCAAGGCCCGGCAUGUGGUUUCCUGGUUGCUCAGGAGGUAGGCCCGAUUUGUCUAUAACUGAAUUGUACAUAGAUGCCAAUGUUUGUGCAUGGAAUAUCUCGUACUGAAGCAAAGAUCGUGCUGCAUCAUACCAAAUUUCAAUAAUGAAGGGAUUUGUAGGGCUUGCGCGGGCAGCAGAGACAAUUUCUGAGUCUGGUUUCAAGUGACCGUAGCGAGGAACAAUGACAGCAUCCGUUUCCAGAUCAGAAAGAUAGCUGAGAAAUUCCGAUCUGGUGUACUUUGGGUUAAGCGGUGUGAUGACGUUUCCUGCUGUGGUAAUAGCAAGAAAUGAAACAAUAAGCUCAAGCCCGUUUGGCAGGCAGGUUGCGAUCCUUAAUUGCUUCUGUGACCCCUUAUCGGUAAGGGGACUAACAGAGUUUGUAAAUAUCGAUUGGAGAUGGUAGACAAUGAUGUUCAGCUGAGAGUAGCUAAGCUCAAGCUUAGACUCAGGAACAAUGACUGCGGUUUUAUUUGAAACUUGGAUCAGACUUUGUAAAGACA